UUGUAGUUCAUUGCUCUGUAUGUAGCGAGUGUGAGUUAUACUAGUGGCGCACAGGGGGAAUGUGCUGCACCCACAGAGGCGGCCGGUAGGGAUACACCCGGAAGGAGAGAGACCGGCUGCGUGUGACAGCAGCAGCAGUAGAGGAUGACACGGCUGCCGGCAUAACACUAGUAGAACAACUGCGGGGUGAUUGCCAGGAUGGACUUCCAAGCAGAGCUGCCCUUCCUGGGGCUUAGUGUGGCUGUCUUUUCCAGUCUGCUCAAUGGCUCCACGUUUGUGCUGCAGAAGAAAGGCAUACUGAGAGCCCGCACAAGAGGUGUUUCUUACCUUACAGACUUGAUUUGGUGGGCUGGCACCAUCACAAUGGCUUUGGGGCAGAUUGGAAAUUUCCUAGCAUAUAAUGCUGCUCCAGCUGUACUUGUGACUCCCUUGGGAGCUCUGGGCAUUCCUUUUGGGUCUGUCUUAGCUUCGUAUCUACUGAAAGAAAGGCUCAACUUCCUAGGAAAACUUGGAUGUCUACUAAGCUGCGUGGGCUCUAUUAUUCUGAUUAUCCAUUCCCCGAAGUCUGAAAAUAUAACAUCUCGAGCAGAGUUUGAAGAGAAACUUUCCAACCCAGUAUUCCUCAGUUACCUAUGCGUUGUUCUACUGAUGUUGACGUUGCUGAUAUUUUGGUUAGCACCAGUUUACGGAAAGAAACAUAUCAUGGUUUACAUUGGGGUGUGCUCACUGUUAGGGACUUUCACUGUGCCCUGCACCAAAGGCAUCGGCCUUGUUGCUCAAGAUGCCUUCACCAACAAUCCAAGCAGCACGGGUGCAGCAUCCAUUUUCAUGUGUCUCCUAGCAGUAUUGGGGUGCAGCAUCCUCAUCCAAUUUCGAUAUAUUAACAAGGCAUUAGAAGACUUUGACUCUUGUAUAUUUAGUGCUCUCUAUUACGUGAUAUUCACAACAUCAGUCCUGCUCGCAACAGCAAUACUGUUUCAAGAAUGGACCAAAGUAGGAGCAGUGGACUUCUUGGCUAUAUUGUGUGGUUUCAUCACGGUCUCCACUGGAGUCAUAUUAAUCCAGAUGUUUAAAGAGUUAAACAUUAACUUUCGGGAACUGAACAAGACACUGGAGAAGAAAGAAUGAAAAAGUAAAAAUUGACUGGCCAUUGGCCAUUCCAUGUCAAAGCAACCUAGCUCACUCUUACCUGCUCUGAUAUAUGUGUAUCUGUAUAUGUGUAAUUAUUAGAGAGAGGCUCCCAAUACACAGAAUUGGUAGCACACUUCACCUGCCUUAGUUUUUGUUAUAAAUACAAUUUAUUCAAUCCAGUAAAACAUCAUUCAAGUCAAAUGUGGUUGUAUGGACGUAUUACAACUGACAGCACAUUGAAUAUUACAUCACUAUCAAUGUUUGAUCCAGUGACACCAUUAUAAGUGAAACUAGUAAGGUUUCAAUAUGGAAAAUAUACAACUAAGAUGCUAUUUAUAUUGGACUAGUCCUGGAACAAACACUAUUCAGAGAUUGUCUAAUAUUAUUUACUUUUUAAAAAAAUGUAUUAUUAUUUAAUACCAGCAAAGAUACCAAAUGAAGCUUUAAUAGAAUGUAAGUAGUUAUGUUGAUUUGCAUUUCUUUUAAAACUUCCACUCUCCAAUAACAAACAGGCCUAAAAAAAAUGAUAAUAUUUUAUUAAACAUUCACUGUGCAGAGCAGGUUGCAAAUGAUUAUUGACAUGGAAUGAGCAAUACUGGAUGUAUAUAAUUUGUACUGUAAAAUUCAGAUGCCUAUCCUGGUAUACAAUCUGCUAUAUGAAUAAGGCUUAAAGGACAGGUUUUCCCACUGUAAUAUAUUUGUCCUAAUAAGCUCUGUUUGCACUCAGGUAACACAUGUAAAGCUACUCUGUAUUAACACUUUUCGUUGUCUUCUCUUAUUAAUAUGUGGUAUCCCAAACCGUUACUACAGGAGAAAAUGGAAAACUGUGAACAUUUAAAUAGGACAAAGGUACCUGAAAAUUGCAUUGGACUGUGGAUAACCCAGAAAUGAUAAAUUAAAUUAUGUUAAUUCAGUAUGACAGGUAAACAGAACUAUUUAUUUAAAUUACUGUGGUAUAGGAGUGCACUUUUAAUAAAUAGGAUAUUUGUGUGUAAUGUUGUAUUGUACAUUCGGAGAAGGAGAGUGAAUUGCAUCCACUUAGCUUGCUGGCAAAUCAGGAGGGCUGAUCUGCAACUGCAUCCUGGCAUGUCAUAAAACACAUAAUCCUCCAAUAUAUAUAUAAAAUACCAUAUGGAAUCUUUUUCUACUUCAUCUCUUUAUCAGAGCACUCCAUUAUCCUCAUAAUAAGGGAUAAUUUAAAUGUAAAAAAAAAAAUCAUAACCUCAAAAUAUCAUGUUUUAGUAUUUAACAAGAGUGACAGUGUGACUUUUGUUUUUCAGAAGCAGUUGCCUCUGUCUAGAAUAGUCAGGGGUGACUGUUUUUUUCCUGUUGAAUAUGUCUGAAUUAGUAAAACAAUUUUGUGUCAUCAUAAAAAACCUUUAACUGAUGUUUUAGGCACACACUGACCAUAUUGAAAAAUAACGCCACCUCAAAAUAUUCAUUGAUGCAGGGGCGGAUGAAGAUUAGGUUCAGUGAGGUAAUUACAUUUGGCCUUAGGUUGUGGAAGGACUUGGUUAUAAAAAUGAAGAAAAAGAAAAAAAUCUGCGCAACAGAUCCGUGACUAGACAUUUUGGUGCCCUGUGCAAGAAAGAGAAUUGGUGUCCCCCUCACCAUAUUUAAAAAAGGACAGCGUGUGCCUAAAUAUAAGGGCGUGGCAGCAUGGGGAAGGGACGUGGCCACAGAAUAGUACCAAUUAAAAUUACACCACACAGUAGUGUCCAUUAUUCACAUUAUACUGCACAAUAAAGAACCCCUUAUACACGUUAUUCCAGGAAGAGCUCCUUAUACAUGUUAUGCCAGAUAGAGCCCCUUAAGAUCAUUAUGCCAGGUAGAGCCCCUUAAGCUCAUUAUGCCAGGUAGAGCCCCUUAUACACAUCAUUCCGAGAGAGAGAGUGUGUGUGCAUUGUUUCUCACUUACAGCAUCUUCCUCCACAGGCAGCGCUGCAGCACACUGGGUCUCACCUGCUCCUCAACCCGGUAACAUACAUACGUCACAUCCUAGCCAGAGGAGGAGCGCACCACACAUGCUGGGAGGGGGAAGGACUGCACCACACAUGCCGGGGGGAGACUGGCACCACACACCGGUAAACACACUAACCGAACAGCGCUGCCUACUCUCACAUAGCGACCAGCGCUUGAGCUGCCAUCUUGGUGCACCCGCUUUAAAACUGCGAUAUGUGCAAGGUACCUUCUGCCCUACCCUAGCAACGGCCCUGCUGUCUAAUGCAAUAUAGCCACCAUUGCUUUGAACUUGUGAAUGGAAACAGAAGAAGCUCCUAACAAAAUGUGUUUAACGUUAAUUUGAUUUUAAUUCUCUUAGCAUGCAUGUUAAUGCCCCUGGUUCUCACUUUUUUAGCGUUCUCUAUUAAGUGACGUUGGUCAAUUAUAUCCAAGGCAGAACAUAUUAGCAUUGCCAUGCUUCACUUAGAUAUAUUGUAUACUGUACAGUAUAUGCAUUGGUUGCAUUGAUGUAGAAUCAAUUAAACCUUAAUGAAUAUAUACAUGAGGAAAAUUAUGUGCAUGCUUUACCAACCUAAUUAUACUGUGUGUCUCUUUUUAUACACACAAGGUUAGAUCUUAUUGAAUGUGCUAUGUGGCUGAAGGGGUGGUGAAGGUAACCCAUAAGCCUGCACUGAUAAUCUCAUUGUAAAGAUAACAUAUAGAACUAAGCUUUAUCUACUUACUGUACAUAUUAAACCACUUCUUUAUACAGUAUUUUUGUAACUGGACAAUAGCAACUUAGCUUUUUAUUGGCUGAAACCAUUAUGUUUUUAGAAGAACAUCAUCAUCAAAGUUUAUUUAUAAGGCACCAAAAGUUUUGUUGCACCAUACAGACAAAAAAUGAAUGGAAUAAAACAAGAGACAUGACGUAAGGUGGGUACACACUUGGCGAUAAAGUAAAAGUCGUUGCUCAUUUUGACCCUUCCUGAGCGCUGUUGUUUAUCGCUAAGUGUGUAUGCCACCGAAGAGCGGCACUGCGGGUCGUUAACGACCCUCGGCCGUGCAUGCAGCUCAAUUUGGACUCAUCGUGCAAAACUGCAUGCUCUGGCCGGACGCGGCAUAAUGUCACUGUACUGCACUGAUAUUAUUAGGGAUAUCGCACAGUGUGUAUGUCCGCUGUCAGGCGGCCUGGUCCAGGAGGGGAAACACUAGGCGACGUCGCUUAUCGACACAUCGCCUAGUGUGUACCCACCUACACAAGGGGAUGCAUAUGAUAUCCUGGCAGAUGAGAUGCUAGCUGUUACUAUACCAACAGCGGAAUCCCGGCAGCGAGUCUGUUCGCCACGCAUCAGGCCUGAUUGGGUCUGUUCCCACUUGGUUGGUGGUGUGGACCCAUCAAUCAAGUGGGAAUAGUGGGCGAGUGUUGGGAAUCCAUUUGUCUGUAAAUGGCUGGCUGUUGGAAUUCCGGCGUCGGUAUCCUGAACGCAAGGAUCCCGACAACCGAUAUAUUGACUGCAUCCCCACACAAGUUACGUGAGCACAGCUGGGCAUCAAAACAGAAUGUUAUACAGUAUAUAUUCUGCGGGCAUGUAGUUAUAAUGUUGACAGUUAUGAUGUCGACAUUGUUGAAUUGUUAACUUUGCCUAUGUUGGGAUAUACAGAAUGUCAAUAUGUUCACAAUGUCAACAUCUUAAGUGCCAACUGUUCUGCACAGACCGGCAGUGGAGGGUUAGUCUACGGGAGGGGAGGUCAGUGUUAGACCCUAGGAUUAGGCUACAGGAGGGGAGGUCAGGGUUAGGCACUAGGGUUACCCUACAGGAGGGGAGGUCGGGGUUAGGCACUAGGGUUACCCUACAGGAGGGGAGGUCAGGGUUAGGCACUAGGGUUACCCUACAGGAGGGGAGGUCAGGGUUAGGCACUAGGGUUUUAGGCUACGGGGGGAGGUUAUGAAUGGCGACAAAAUCUACUACACACUACCGUAAUGGCAUGAAUAUUUUGGUUAAUGUGAUUAUGCCUGGUCUGGAAACCAGUUCUCAGGGUCCAAUGCCGGGUUGCACCCGGGAAGGACCCGUUUCCAAUUCCCAGGUGCGACCCGGCAUUAGCAAUCUGAUAGCGGUAUUAGUGACUCACAGUGAUCUGUUUUCUGUCCUAUACUGAACUCAAAUUGCCUAUCUGGAGAUUAGUGAAGGAGUGGAAAAGAAGCCCAAUGGAGAAUGUGUGUAGUAAUGACACUAGCCACCAGAGAAUGUAUUGUACAGUGGCCUACCAAAGACUUCCUCUGUAAAACACAUUUGGCCACCACAGACUGGGCAAUAUAUUUUACAGUGAGUUGUCGGGAACUGGUCUUUACUCUGUGUAGACCACUAGUGCAUGAGGUCUGCAUUCUUCAGUAGGCACCAAGGAAUCGUUUUUGUAGUGUACACUUGUCUAUCAGCAGGGAUGCCAUCAAAUAGUUUACCAUCAAUGUUCUCCAUUGAUGAUGCCAUUUGUACUUUACAUUAAUGGUUGGAAACCAUCAAUGGAAAACCAUUAAUGGGCAUCACUACUAUUGGGCACAUGAAUGCAGCAGGUAACAAACCAUUGAUGGUUGCUAACUAUUGAUGGGACUGAUCACCAGUGACUGGAUUCUGUUACACAGGGUAUGAUUCAGGGAUUGAUGCAAAUAAAACUGUUUUACUUCUGUGCAUGCACUCUAGUUGCAUGGCACAUGUGACUCAAUGGUUACUGCCAGGAGGCACAUCAGAAUUGCAUAGAGAUCACUUGGAAUUUCCACCACCAAUUCCCUGUGAAUGCUGUCCGUUUCAAUACCCAAGCAAACCCACAACUUAGUACAGUAUAUCUUUUAAAUAAAGUAUUUUUAUUAUUACAGAAAGAAAUCGUACAUUACAGAUCAACAUCACAUGCUAUAAAGAAGACAUGUCAUAACGAUAGAAUACAAUGCACAGUAUUAAGAUUGUAUCAUAAUUUAUUAAUAUUCAUAUAUUCAGAUAAAAGCACCCAAUCUAAUAUUGUGUACAUUGAAAUAAGUACAAUAAAGAAUAUGUUGUGCAUAUAAA
Molecule: messenger RNA, 6128 nt
Organism: Pseudophryne corroboree (corroboree frog)
Lineage: Eukaryota; Metazoa; Chordata; Amphibia; Anura; Myobatrachidae
Gene: NIPA1
Product: NIPA magnesium transporter 1
Exons: 5
Coding region: 199-1128 (309 amino acids)
Biological process (GO): magnesium ion transport
Cellular component (GO): membrane
Molecular function (GO): magnesium ion transmembrane transporter activity
Source: RefSeq, a predicted model, not a curated record